This is a messenger RNA of Leptopilina heterotoma, 653 nucleotides long. Its product is annotated as glycine-rich protein DOT1-like. The record is from RefSeq and is a predicted model, not a curated record. The transcript has 3 exons. NCBI's taxonomy places the organism in Eukaryota, Metazoa, Arthropoda, Insecta, Hymenoptera, Figitidae. The coding region runs from base 70 to 471 and encodes 133 amino acids.
UAUAAGAAGUGCGAAUAAUGUUGAUCGAGAUCAGUACAACUGCAAAUGAUAUAACGAAGUAAAUUAUAUAUGGUUUUUGUAAUAAACUACGUAUAUGAUUCUGUUGGCACAAUAUUUUCACUGAAUAAUCACUAUAAAAGUUUCAGAAUGAAGGUAUUUGUUAUCGCUACACUCUUGAUGUUAAUCAUCGUCUCUGCUAAUGGUGAAACUAAUGAAGACAAUGAUAAAGAUGGUGAAUCCCAUUCGUAUUCCUAUGCGAUUAAGGAUGAUGGUACAAUUGAGUACCAUGAAAACAAUAAUACUAAACCUGGAGAAAGUUGGAGCUGGAGUUGGAGUACUGGAAAUGGUUCAAAUGGAAAUGGUGAUGGUUGGCGUGGUGGAGGUGGUGGAGGAGGAGGAGGUUCUUGGAAUGGAGGACCAAAUGGUGGUGGCUGGAAUAGCAUAUUCAAAAACAAAUUAAGACCUGCAUAGACAAAAAAAACUUAAAUAAUGUCAAUAGAGGCUUUUGAUAACUAAAUUGUUUUAAAAAAAAAAAUUAUUCAUUUCCUUUAAUUUUAAAUUGUUUUUUGUUCAUUGAUAACCAUAAACCGUGUAUGUAUUGUAGUAUUAGACGGCAAGAAACAAAAGCGAAGAAGACAAUAAAAUGAUAAAAA